Molecule: messenger RNA, 1065 nt
Organism: Cooperia oncophora
Lineage: Eukaryota; Metazoa; Nematoda; Chromadorea; Rhabditida; Trichostrongylidae
Source: the annotation of a GenBank genome assembly
AUGGCGAAUAAACAAGACGAAGGAGAUUGCGAGUUUUUGGAGGAGCUGACCACGACACGAAUGUUGGAUCACCACAAGAUAGAAAUGGAAAUGGAAUCAGCAGCCAUUUCUCUAAGCCGGCAGAAGAAAAUAGCAACAGUCCUCCUCAAUAAAUGGAAUCACCACAAAACAGAGGACGCCUUCAUGCUCGCUUCCGCCGCAGAGCAGAUGCAGCUGACCGCACAAUGCCUACGCGAGGCCGAGGUGACGAAGGAAAGGAUCCUUCGCAUCGGAACACACUAUCUGCUAUUGGACUUCCUGCACGAGUACAUGACGAAAAGUGGUCACGCCUCAGCUUCAGGACGUCAGAGCUUUCUCGAGCGCAGUCGCGACUACUCCUUCGGAUCGGAAGCAAUUUCAGAAUUAGUCGCCAGUCACAGGACUGUGCUGGAUUUCGCGGUAACGGAGAUGUCAGCUAUGCUACACAAGCAAGAAAACGAACUGAAGGAGAAAGACCGCCUUACGAGUUCUCAAGUCCAGAGAAUUGUGAGAAAGGAGCUCGAGUUACUUCAAACGCAGCUCAGUUCCAGACCACAAAUCGAGAACACUGUGGACGCUCAAAGUCCUAACAAGAUACCACACAGCUCUCCUCAGAAGAACGUGGAACAGACACCCUCAGUAGAGCCGUUGGAAGACAGCGAUCCUGAAGAGACACCCGGCCUGCCCGAAAGUCAAGAAGAAGAAGAUCGACACCAAGAGGAUGACGACAGCUAUUUCAACAGAAUGGUGAGCGAGGUCGCAGAUGCAAAUGGAGCGAGUGAAUCACCAAAUCCGACGUCCGAUGGAGAUGAACCGUCGCCAAAGCUUCGAGUUGUCGAUUCAGACACGAUUCUCAGCAGCCGUAUAAGAAGAAUCGAAGAAAAGGUGGAAAGAAUGAAAGAAGACCUCAAGCACUUCCCGUUCCGAGAUCGAAGAGACCGUUCGGAGGGAGUACACCCAUGGAGGACUUGCGCAUUCUGCGACGAACAAGGGAACCCACUUCUCAGAUGCCUGCAGCCGUGUCCGAGAUGGAGAUGCACGGUAUAA